GGAAAAACUGCGUAUUUUGACCUAGGUGUAGAGCAUAAACUAUAUUCAUAGAAUUAUUGAUUGCAUUGUUUAUUCACAUGAGACACCUAUGUCUAGACCAUAAUUUGCAAAAAGUAGCCGUAAUAACAUGCGUAAUCGCAGCUGUUUAGCUCGCAUAACGUAGUAAAACAGCCGCAAAUUUAUCAGAUAUUCAGUUUAGCACUGUGUUGUCGUUUUGAGACCUGAUUAUUAUGAUUUUGACUCCCAGAUGAGGCAUAUUAUUUCCCCCGAAGAAUUUUACGUUAAUACAACCUGUUGCAAGGCCUAACAUACAACGAAUACGUUCAGAUAUUUGAAAAGACUAGGCGCGAUUUGGAUGUGCCUGCAGGCGGCCAACACCACUCAUGCAGGUGGUGGCCCACCGGGGCGUGCUGUGUGUAAUGGAGGAGGAGAAAUCGGUUGUGGUUGGGGUUUGCCUUCGAGCUGCAACACCUGACCGAUUAAUACAGAUCUGUGUCGAUAAUUUUGGACCAGACGAAUUAGAUGAACAAAGGGAAGAAUAUUGUCGUGUUUUUUUCCUUAUGCAUCAGUGGUUUAUGAAAUCAGAAGAAUUAGCACAGGCAUUCAUAGAUUUCUACCAAGGUUGCGAUGAAACUAUAACGUGUGAUCUUCCAGACUGUCAACAUUUACCUAUUAGCGAUGACUGUCCUGUACAACAAUAUAAAGUUAAAAUCUGUCGGGCUGUUAGAUAUUGGAUACAGCGGAAUCCGGUUCAUUUUGCUAUGGAUAGUCCGUUACGUAAAGCUACAGAUCGUCUAGGUCAGUUAUUACUAGCAGAAGGAAAUACCAAAUUAAAACAACUCGUCGAUCUUUCACAAGUCCCAUCAUACGAUUGGAUGAGAAAUAUGUCUGUACGAAAUCCAUCCAACCACAACCGUAAAGUUUCUCUAGUCUUCAACCAUCUUGAACCAGAAGAAUUGGCAGAUCAGUUGACCUAUUUAGAAUAUAAAGCCUUCCGGAGAAUUCAUUUUUCUGAUUAUAAAAACUAUGCAGUUACAGCUUCCUUAAAAGAAAAUCCUAAAUUAGAGAGAUCAAUUGGUUUAUUUAAUGGUUUAUCACAAUGGGUACAAUGUAUGAUCCUCAGCAAAACGACUCCACAACAAAGAGCUGAUGUUAUAACUAAAUUCUCUAAUGUUUCUAAGCGUUUAAGAGUGUUACAAAACUUCAAUACAUUAAUGGCUAUAGUAGGGGGACUAACUCACAGUGCAUUGGCUCGACUCUCUAAAACUAAUGCAUGUUUACCUUCAGAAACACAAAAGACAUUAAUGGAAUUUACAGAACUUCUAUCAUCAAAUAAUAAUUUUAGUAAUUAUCGUAAAGUUUAUCAUCAGUGUGUUGACUUUAAGAUUCCAAUCUUAGGUGUCCAUUUAAAAGAUUUAAUAUCCUUACAUACAGCACUUCCUGAUCGCGUGGAGGGUAAUUUGAUCAAUUUCCGUAAAAUGGCCCAGUUAUCGUUAAUGUUACAAGAAUUAACAAGAUUACAACGUGUAGAUAAUAUUCCUGUUGAUGCAAAUAUGGAUCUGGUUAAUACUUUACGGUUAUCACUGGAUCUUAAUUAUACUGAAGAUGAAAUUUAUGAAUUAUCUUUGGCUAGAGAACCUCGAGGUUCAGUUUCCUCACCGACGACACCCACUAAGCCUGUGAUGUUUGCUGAUUGGAUAUCUGGAGUGAGUCCACCAGAUCCCAAUACAAUAAAUAAACAUGUCCAUGACAUGGUGGAGGCUGUAUUUAAGAAUUAUGAUCACGAUAAAGAUCGAUUUAUUUCACAUGCUGAAUUUGAGGCUAUAGCCGGAAACUUUCCAUUUAUAGAUUCCUUUUAUGUUCUUGAUGCCGAUAAGGACGGUAUGAUAAGUAAAGAUGAAAUGAAAACAUAUUUUAUCCGAGCCAACUGUCACGCGUUACGCAAUAGUUUUAAACAUGCUUUCCACGAAACCACAUACUUUAAACCGACUUUCUGUAUACACUGUACAGGACUUUUGUGGGGUAUAAUAAAACAAGGUUGGAAAUGUAAAGAAUGUAGUAUUAACGCUCACAAACACUGUAAAGAUUUGGUUGUUAUGGAAUGUCGGAAAGGAAUGGCUGCCAAACGAACAGAUUCAAUGUCAAACGGUUCUGUGUCGAAUGAUUUAACUUAUUCAGCCAAACGCAAAAUAUCACAAAGACAUAAACAGGCACAAUUAUUGGCACAGAGCAGUGAAAACAAGGCGGGCAGUAACACCAGUAUACAGAAUAACCAGAAUAACCAAAAGGACCAGGUUUUCCAAGAUGACGGCCCGAGGGAGGGAGAAUUCUACGAGGAACAGCAUCUAUUAUAUGACAGGUGGCUCAAAUCCGAAGAGGCCCGAGAACAGUUGAUAGCCGAGAACUCACAAUUACGAGCCAGACUUGAAGUGGCCAAUGAUCAAAUUCUUAUUUUAAAAUCUCACAUAGGAGUGAUCCGACAAAAUACUAUAGCAUUUAUACUUGAACAAAUGGAUGCGUUACAUAUGCAGAGGGAUUCGGAAGUGUAAAAUCGUGCAUGACCUUGAUCUCAACAGCGUACAUUUCAAUUUAAAACUUUAUCCAAUUAAAAGUGAGCAUGUCGUCGUAUAUUGUGAUCCGUUGUGUUCCAUGUAUUAUCGGAUUCCGGCAACAGGAGAAAAAUCAAAUCUAUGUAGACCAAAGAGAAAUCGUCAUAAUUUCAAAAAUCAUAAUAUAGCUUAAAACAAUUUAUCAUAUCUUGUGUGCGGAGCGUCGUCCAUUUUUAAUUGGAUUCAUUAUAAUAAUGUGAUCAUACGGUAAUUCCAAGAAGAUCGAUCAUCCGGGCUGUCGGUCACUAAUGAAGGCGACGGUAGACCAGACAUCUUGGGGAACAAUAAACAAUAAUGUCAAUUGUAGUUGUCCGUUCGUGGGUGUUGUUCUUGAGAAUAACAAUAAAAAACAAACAAAAUAUUGCCGGAAAGUUUAUAAAAAAAAAAGGCUGAAGUGUUAAUUAAUGAUUUAAGAUCGUCAGGUUUUUAACUGCAUUGAGAUCUCUUUAAACUAACUUUAUAUGGGAUCAAAUCUAAAUAUCGGUUUACUCCAUAGAAAAACAGAAAUAGUUGGUUUUCAUAAGGUUGUUGGUUUUCUCAGGUGUCCGAUCGACCAAAAUUUACUGUACCUCCACUAAAAUACAGGACCGUUAAUUAGCUACAAGGAACAUUCUGGAUUCAUUCCUAUAAACUCCUUGUUGAUGAUUGUUCUGUUGGGUGAAUAUUAAAUCCCUUUUGUGUUAUAUUAGGAGGUAAACCCCCUGUGAAUUUCGUAUUGCAACGUGUUCGCAGACUCGAGCAGUUUGGUGAAAUAAACACUUUUGAAACCUUCCCUUGAAAUUUGAAACUGGGAGUUUAGUGUUUACCUCUUCAAGGAACGCCCGUCGGUCAAUAUGUGCAUAGAAGUGUAUAUAUAUGAAAUAAAUAUGGUGAUAGAUGAAAAAUAUAUAAUAUAUUAUGAACUUUGAACUGUGAAGGUUAUGGGUAACCUUUAACCUCAUGGUUAAAACUAUAGACUCUUUGUAAAGUGUGACAGCAUUUUAAAUUUACAAAAUGCAUUCACUCAAAGCAAUAUAUUUUGGAUAAGUGUGGUGCGGAAGUGAGGCAAUGCAAGAUAAAUGGAAUGAUAUCUGACUAUUAUAAAUAUUAUUAUUGUAUCGUGUCGACCAUCAUAUUUUGUUAAUUAUUAUUAAUUAUCUGUUUAAUUACGACAUGAAAAAUGCUGAUCUACUGAUUUUUACAGUUAGUCGAUUCCCCUAAAAAUAUACCCCUAAGGAGCAUUUCUACAGAUGUAGUCAGUUCCCCUAAUAAUAUACCGCUAUAUCACCCCUUAGGAGCAUUUGGCAAUAUAACGCAUUAAAGACAGAGUCAAGACCAUUUAUAUGGAUCAAAUAACACACUAUUUAUGGAUAAGAAUUACUAUGGUUUAUUUCACUGCGACAUUUCAACAAGAUUUCACAAGUCGUUAUCAAGCAUAUAACACAAAUAAAUAAAAUGAAAAGAAUAUGAUUAUAUAUAUAUAUAUAUAUAUAUAUAUAUAUACAG
Molecule: messenger RNA, 4094 nt
Organism: Patella vulgata (common limpet)
Lineage: Eukaryota; Metazoa; Mollusca; Gastropoda; Patellidae
Product: ras guanyl-releasing protein 3
Exons: 18
Coding region: 384-2549 (721 amino acids)
Biological process (GO): positive regulation of GTPase activity; Ras protein signal transduction
Cellular component (GO): plasma membrane
Molecular function (GO): guanyl-nucleotide exchange factor activity; calcium ion binding
Source: RefSeq, a predicted model, not a curated record